Parasteatoda tepidariorum (common house spider) is the source of this 15888-nucleotide messenger RNA. NCBI's taxonomy places the organism in Eukaryota, Metazoa, Arthropoda, Arachnida, Araneae, Theridiidae. The record is from RefSeq and is a predicted model, not a curated record.
AUUAUUAGUAGCACUUUUUUUUUCUAGUGAAGACUUCCAAAGUAAUAAAAUUUUAAACUAGAAAUUUUUAGUUUUAAAAACGGAAAUGUUCAGAUGAGCUAACAUUGAUUGUUCUUCAUAAUGGAGUGUAUGAAAUUUACAUCUUUCGGUUUAUUUAUUUUAUUGACUUUUAUUAAUCUCACAUCAGUUGAAGGUGGUGUUAAAACAAAAACUAGCAGUAGCAGAUCUCAAUCAAGGUUUGGACAUGGUCAAAGUGAAAGACUAUAUGCUUUAAGUACAAAGAAACCAUUAAUAGCCUCCAGAGAAUGCUUACGGCCUCUUCCACCAGACAAUGGAAAAAUGAGAUGUAGCAUGGAAAACGACGAUUACAAAUGCACGGCUGAAUGUGAUGAAGGUUACAGAUUUCCCAGUGGUUUUUCUAAAUUGACGUUGACUUGUGACAGAGACGUAGGAGAGUGGAUUCCACAAACUCUAAUAUUAAAUUCAUUCCCAGAUUGUGAAAUUAGGUAUGGAGAUGAAGACGAUUAUCAAGAUAUUGGAGGCAACUACGGUCAAACAUACCAGCAGGGAUCAGAUGGAGGAUAUUCUAAUUCACAUUCAUCAUCUCAACAGUAUAAUUCCUACAACUCUUAUCAACAACAAAGAACAAAUGACGGCAGCUUAUUCGGAGGAAGUUCAGGAGAAUGUAAAACAUUGAGACAACCUGAAAAAGCUCAAAAAGAAUGUAGAAUGGCAAACGGAGCAUGGACUUGUGUUUUUUCUUGCGUGGGUGGAUUUCAGUUUCCAGAUGGAAGUAUUCAGCUAACAUUAUCAUGUACACAAGGAAUUGGACAGUGGCUACCGACCGACACUUACGAAAACUGCAGAAGAGCCACUUCAAAAGAAAGUGAAGAUUAUGGUUCUUACCAACAACUAGGAAAUCUGGGUGGAUAUGGUCAAGAUCUGUGCCCGUCACUCCAGCACCCGAUGAAUGGAAAGAAACAAUGUAGCAUGUCCAAUGGAGAAUGGAGGUGCCAUAUCACAUGUGAGACUGGCUAUCAGUUCCCUGACGGGAACAGGGAAUUAACUGUCAUAUGCCGGACUGGAGUAGGAGAGUGGGAGCCUAUAGAUACUUUUGAAGAUUGCCUAUCUAUCUCUGUCGGAGGAUAUGGACAGGCUCACAACUUACAAACAGGAAUCUAUGGCCAGGGUUAUGAUGCUUUCUCACAAGAUCUUUGCCCUUCAUUAACUCAUCCUCCCAAUGGCAGAAAGCAAUGCAAUAUGGCCAAUGGAAUAUGGAGAUGUCAAGUUUCUUGCGAGACAGGAUUUCAAUUUCCGGAUGGAAGUACUGAAAUUAUUGCAACUUGUGAAACAAGGAUAGGUCAAUGGUCACCUUCAUAUACUUUUGAAAACUGCAGAGCUAUAUCGGGAAGCAGCUAUGGUCAUGGAUAUCAAAUACAGCAAGAUCUUUGCCCGUCGCUAAGGAGACCAGUAAAUGGCGGAAAACAGUGCAGUAUGUCUAAUGGACAAUGGAAGUGUCGCAUUACUUGCUUGGAUGAUCACCGAUUUCCAGACGGGAAUACUGAAAUGACACUUAUUUGCUUUACAAGAAUUGGACAAUGGCAACCCAGUAGCACAUUUGAAGAUUGCAGAUCGUCUUCAGGGGGUAGCUAUGGACAUGGUUAUAAUCAACAAUAUGUUUCUGGCUCAGGGGGUAGCAGUAGAGGCUCUAACACUCAUUAUCAACAAGUUUCUGGUUCAGGGGGAAGCGGUGGAAGUUCAAGCACACAUCAUCAACAAGUUUCUGGUUCUGGAGGUAGCAAUGGAAGCUCUAGUACUCAUUAUCAACAAGUUUCUGGGUCAGGAGGAAGAGGAGGAAGUUCCAACAGUGACUACUCACGAUUUGCAGGAGGAGGUGGUGGUAGUGGAAGUCGCAGUAGUUAUGACGAGCAAAACAAAAUUCAAGAGAUGUGUGUGGAACCAGCAGAGCCGAAGAAUGGCGUGAUUUAUUGCACAAAAUACAAUGGCCAAAGAACUUGUCAAGUCACGUGUAAUCCUGGCUACGAGUUCGCAGACAGAUCACGCCAGAUAAAUAUUAAUUGCUUUGAACGUGAUGGUCGUUGGUUAUCAAAAGAGGAUUUUGGCGACUGCCAGCUGCUUUGUCAUCCACCAUGUGAACAUGGAGGCACUUGUGAAAUGCAUAAUCAAUGUUCUUGCACUGACGAGUAUCGAGGAAACCGAUGCCAAUAUGCCAUUUCUCUCUGUGAUUCACACCAAUUCUUCACCGGUAAUGUCAUCGCCGAAUGUUCACAUGAACCUGAUUACAGUGAAUGUCACGUGAGUUGUCCUCCAGGAUCAACCUUUGAUCCUCCUUCUUCCCCUCUCUACAGAUGCACAGUUAAUGGAUUGUGGAACCCCCCAACUGCGCCAAGAUGUGCCAAGGAAUUGGAGGAGCUAUGUUCAAUGCCUCCUUCACCGUCUAAUGGUGAAAUAAAAUGCGUAACAAACAGUGAAGUCAUGCAGUGCUCCGCCACUUGUCUACCUGGCCAUACAUUUGGAAAUGGUUUCGAAGAAUUGUCUAUUCAAUGCAUUAAACGUACUGGAGAAUGGUUACCUGAAUAUGCGUUUCCUGACUGUCAAGCAAUAUGCAGUCCUGACUGUAAGAACGGUGGGAAAUGUCUGGGCCACAACUCCUGUCUCUGCCCAACUGGGUAUCGUGGAGACAGAUGCGAAUAUCCUAUCUCUCUGUGCGAUGCCCAUGGCCGACUUGCGUCUGUCACGUGGGAAUGUCAGAAUAACAAGGAAGAAUCCAUCUGCAAUGUUAAAUGCCAACCUGGUCAAAAACUUCAACCUGGCCACAUCAAUGUUUACAAAUGUCGAUUGGACGGAACUUGGGAGCCCGAUUUAAAACCAGUAUGUGUUUUAGCCAUCGGAGACAGACUAAUUGACCCAAGGACUAGUCAUUCAAGCUUUAAUCAGCAACAACAUCAUCGGAGUGGAUACGAACAGCAGGCGAGGAGUUCAUACGAUUACGGCCAAUAUAAUCUAGGUCAGAAUUCCAUUGAUGAAGAUUAUGACUUCGUCGAAAAGGAUGAUGCCUUCCAAGUUGGAUCAAGCCACAAUGUUCAAAAUCAAUACGAAACUAAGUUGGAACGUGUCCCAUCCCGAGAAGAGCAGGGCCUCGAGCAGUUUGACAUAACGCAACACGAGAACGAGUUUGAUGAGCACGGAAGCUAUGGACAGAAAACUAACCGCAAUGUUUAUGAAGUAGUCAAAAAACAUGAGGAUAAAGCAAAUGAUGGUUUACCUGACUUCUUCAAUAAAGAGAAAUCAUCAGAUUACAAAGGUAUUUGCUCAGUUUGGGGAUUCUAUCACUUUCGAACAUUUGAUGGCGAGGUUUUCACCUAUCCUUCCACGUGUUGGCACGUAAUCUCUAAAAGCGACGACGGUGACAUCAAAGUCAUGGUGCGAAGCAACUGCAACGGAAGUUUGCCAUGUUCAAGAUAUGUUAGCAUACAAGAUGCCCACUACAAGUACAUGCUCUCGUAUGAUGAGGGAGUAAGUCGAAACAGUAUAGGUUUUGAUGUUCCUUUCCAAGACAACAAUGUAGUUGUAGAAUAUGUCGGCAGAUACCUCGUAGCUAGAACACACUCUGGAUAUUCAAUAUGGAUAAACUCUGAGAAUACUGUGCUAUUGGUUGCUGAUCCUGUUGUUCAAAGACGUACGCAAGGCAUUUGUGGCAAUUAUGACGCAGAAUUGGAGGAUGAUUUUAUUGCGCAAGAUGGCACCCGAACUUCUGAUAUUUACUACUUUGCCAACAGCUGGAAAGAAGAAGAUCCGAAUAUAGCUUGUAUAGAUGAAGCCGAAGCCAAGAAUCCGUGUAAUUCUGCUACAGCUGAAAAGCGUGAUGUUUCCAAUCGCGCCAACUAUCAGUGCGAAGCUCUGAAGAAUAUGGAUUUUCAACAAUGCGCAGAGUUCGUGGAUAUCAAUUUGUACUACACGAAGUGUCAAAUGGAUUGCUGCAACGUAAAGUCCACCGAAGGCUGUGAGUGCACUACUCUCUCGGAGUUUGUACUGGAGUGUUCUCGCGCUGGAAUAGAUAUGUCAGCCGGAUGGAGGCAGCCAGCACUGUGCCCUCUAAAAUGCGGAAACAACAUGGAAUACAACGAAUGUGGUCCACCUUGUCCAGCAACUUGUGAAGAUCAGCAGCCAGUCUGUUUCCAAGAGAAAUGCGUGGAUGGAUGUCAUUGUCCGGCAGGAACUGUUCUGGAUAAUGGAAUUUGCAUUUCAGUGGAAGAGUGUCCGUGUCGUCAAGGGGAGGCUAUUUAUUCGGUUGGAGAUGAAAUUCAACUAGACUGCAAUACUUGUGUAUGUGAAGGCGGCAAUUGGCAAUGUACAGACACAGUAUGUGCGUCCACUUGCACAUUAGCUGGGCCACAUAUUACGACAUUCGAUGGCCAUGCUUACGAUUUUUAUGGAAUUUGCCCUCAUUACAUAGUGGAAGCUGACAACUUCAAUGUGCAAGUAGAUUAUGACCAAAACUGCCCUGACACUGAAAGUAGCGUCUGUGUGAAGAGCAUAACUAUUCAUACAACUGAAGGAGCUGUAGUUAAGAUGAAACCUUCAUUGGAGGUAUCAGUCAAUGAAAAAGAAAUGCCUCAUCUGCCUGUCAUCGCACCAGGAAUAUAUGUUGGGCAAGCCACAUCUUCAUACAUGAAGGCCCGUCUUAGAAACGGUCUUGAGAUUUUCUGGGAUUUACAUUCAUCCAUCGAAGUGUACGCACCCGAGACCCUCUUCGGUCUCGUGAGGGGUUUGUGCGGCACUUUCACCAAAAACCUGCAAGAUGAAUUCUUGACUCCUGAAGGAGACGUCGAAUCUUCGGCUGGAGCUUUCACCGAGAAAUGGAGGGUGGAGGAACGAUGCGAAGACGUCAAAGAAAUAUCUAUAGAAGGUUAUGAAAGAGCCUGUGACGUCCAUCCAGAUAGACGAGAAAAAGCUGUGGAAAUAUGCCAGUCCUUGAAGAACCCUGAGUUUUCUGAGUGUCAUGCUUUAGUGGAUUACGGUAGCUUCUACGAAAAUUGCCUGGAAGACGUGUGCAGCUGUCUCUCUGAUCUGGAAUGGUGCGCGUGUUUAUCUUUCUCACAUUAUGCAAAUACUUGUGGAAGAAAAGGAAAACCGCUCUCUUGGCGACAAACUUUUCCCGCCUGUGGUACUGCGUGUUUCGGAGGUCAGAUUUAUACUCCGUGUGCCAAUCCUUGCUCCUACAGUUGCGGAGAAAUUGCUCAUGUGUACUCAAAUUGUAGAGACACUUGCAUAGAAGGUUGCGUGUGUCCCCAAGGCCACACACUCAAUGAACACAAACAAUGCGUCUCUGUAUCUUCUUGUAAAUGUCUUCACAGUGGACAUUACUAUCCACCAGAAUUUCUCCAAAGAAGAGGGAAGGAGAUGUGUGAGUGCUCACAAGGCCAAUGGGAUUGUCACGAGGCAUCUACAGCCGACAUUCUUUUGACUCCACCCCCACGUGUUGCGUCAGAAUGUGACACUAGUGCACAUCAAGUAGCCACUGAUUGUCUAUCCACGUGCCCUGCAACAUGUGCAAACUUUCAUCACCAUGAACCUUGCACAGUUGAUGUUUGUGUUCCUGGAUGCAAAUGCGAACUUGGAUAUAUAAUGGAUAUGUCAACCGGAAAGUGUGUCAAACCACAAAACUGUCCCUGCCACCACGCAGGCCGAAGUUACUUAGAAGGCGAACAAGUUACAAUGGAUUGUAACCAAUGUGUCUGUACUGGUGGUUCUUGGAAAUGCGAUGCAAAUCCUUGUCCUGGAGUAUGCAGUGCAUGGGGCGAUUCUCACUUCGAGACAUUUGAUGGGAAAUUAUAUGACUUUGAUGGACAUUGUGAUUAUGUGCUAGUUAAAGCACGAGUGUCAGACAAAUAUUUCUUUACAGUGGCUUACCAGAACGUUCCUUGUGAUAUUGACUCAGCAGCAAGUUGCGGGAAGACGCUAACUAUAACCUUGGGGGAUAAUUCUGUGUCCUUAACAAGAACACAUCCACUGCCUAUAGUUCCCGAAAAUUCAAAACUUUCUGUUACUUCCUUUGGAAUGUUUGUUCUUGUGGAUACAGACAUCGGGAUAUCAGUUCAAUGGGACAGAAAUACAAGAGUUUAUAUCACCGCUCAACCUAUUUGGAAAAACAAAUUGCAAGGCCUCUGUGGGGACUUCAACUCUGAUGCAUCUGAUGAUUUCCGAUCCCCAUCAGGUGGAUUGCCACUCGUUCUUUCAAAAGACUUUGCCGAUAGUUGGCGAGUGCACAAAUUCUGUAAAGCAGCCAAACAGCCAAGUGAUGCAUGUCAAGCUAACCCAGAGCGUCGCAGCUGGUCCAAGGAAAAAUGUGGUGUCUUAAAGUCGGAUCUUUUCAGAUCAUGCCAUUAUCAAGUAGAAGUGGAAGAUUACUAUAGGAGGUGCGUGUUGGAUGCAUGUGCCUGCAAUUCCGGUGGUGACUGUGAGUGCCUGUGCGCAGUUGUUGGAGCUUAUGCUUUAAAAUGUGCUCGUAAAGGCGUAAUCAUAAAGUGGAGAUCUCAAGAAUUGUGUCCUGUUCAGUGCGAAGCCUGUGACCGUUACUCACCCUGUAUUUCUUUAUGUCCUCCACCAAAUUGUGAGAACUACCUAGAACCAGCAGAAUCCCAGUCAUGUUCCAGAGAAUCUUGCGUGGACGGAUGCGAACCCAAACCUUGCAAACCAGGUCAAGUUCACAAAAGUGCCAUCAAUAACACAUGCGUCCCCAUAGAGACGUGUGACGAGAAACCUUGCAUAGUCAUCGAUGGCGUGUCUUACAGAGAAGGAGAAAGAAUAGAAAAUAAAGGGGAUGCCUGCCAGUCAUGUUACUGUCAGCAGAGAGAAAUAAAUUGCAUUGGAGUACCAUGCCAGGUGGUUACAGUGCCAACCGUACCAAGAUUGAGCACUGAUUUUGAAUUCAUUGAAUGCAAAUUAGGGUGGACAGAAUGGAUCAACUCAAACAAUCCCAAUGACAAUAAUGGUCAUGAUGUUGAAGAUCUUCGAUCCUUUAUAAAAGACGGAAGGAUCCCUUGUUCACUGGACAAAGUCCAGGACAUCCAUUGCAGAGUAGCUCAAUCGCAACAACCAGCUGAACUAUCCGGCCAAGAUGUGACAUGUAACAUAGAAAACGGUUUCAUAUGCAACGGGGAACAAGAAUUCUGCUAUGAUUACGAGAUACGGGUGUUUUGUGAAUGUUUCGAGGAGGUAGGAAGAGAGGAAAAAGAAGGAAUUUGCCCUCCCGGUAAAAAGUUCACAGAAUGCGCGUUUGACUGCAAAACGUCUUGCAGUUCACUUCUGUAUGAUCUGAGAGAGAAAAAUUCAUGUAAGGAAGGUGAAUUAUGCGCCCCUGGCUGCGUGAAAAAAGAAUGUGAAUACCCUUUCGUUUCCAGAGAUGACGUCACAUGCGUCACACCUGAUCAGUGUACUUGCAAACUUCCUACUGGAUUUCCUUUAGCACCAGGGCAAGUUGUGACAAAUGGUUGUGAAAAAUGCCAGUGCCUGAACAACACUGUGAUCUGUGAUACGAUUUUAGAGUGCAAGCCUACAGAGGGAGAGAGGACCGAAGUCUUAACGCCUACUAUGAAUGAAACAUUCAGGGUUUUCACAGUGAAGCCCAGAGUCCUACCAGUCACUACAACUUCUACUCCAGCAUUAACUUUUAAGCAAACUACUCCAGCGUGCUCCUAUUGGUCAGAUUGGAUAAACAAGAAAAAACCAAGAAGAGGAAAGAGAUUUGGUGACAAAGAAACUACAAAACCCUAUGUCCUAGCUCAAACGGAGGGAUUUUGUAUAGAGGGUACCGUGACUAAUAUAGAAUGUAGGGAGGUUAAAUCUGAUAGUCUCUAUACCGAAACUGGUGAAGAGAAACUAGUUUGCGACUUGAAAAAGGGUUUUAUUUGUGAAAACAUUCAUCAACCAGAUGCAAUCUGCAUGGAUUACAAAAUAAGAUACUUAUGCACAUGUGAAGCAUCCACUACAACUUUGAUACCUAUCUUUAUAAAGACAACAACACCAGCCUAUAUUUAUCCAUGCAUUGAUUUUGUUCCUCUUAUAAAUGGUCCAAAGCCAUUACCUGAUUCUAAUAUUCGAGCGUCUAGUAGUUCUACACCUAGAUCUGGCCCACAAAUGGCAAGAAUUUCAGACGAUGACAGUCCUUUGUCAGCCUGGACUGCAGCCAGAUCGAACGACAAACAAUUUAUAGAGAUAGAUUUGGAUCAAAUCAGAGCUGUCUAUGGAAUUAUUACCCAGGGGAAAAAACUAAGCAAACAGUUUGUUACUUCAUACCAACUAGUAUAUAGCUCAGAUGGAAACUCUUAUUCCUAUUACCAAGACGAAAAUGGAAAGAACAAAGUGUUCACUGCAAACUACGAUGAUGUAGGUGAAGUGAAGCAUGUGUUUUCGUCUCCAUUUGAAGCCAAGUUGGUUCGAAUUGAGCCACUCUCUUGGGAGGGAAAAAUUUCCCUCCGUAUUGAACUUCUUGGAUGUAGUGACGCCCUUGAACCUACUAUACCCUUUGGAGAGAUUGGAGUAACAGAGUCAUCUCGUCCUACUAUACCACCAACAAAACCAAAAGAAUGUACAGAUCCUAUUGGUUUGGAAAGCGGGGCUCUCUCGGAUAUCCAAUUUUCAGCUUCUUCAAAUUUUGGCCCUAAGUUUUCUCCAGAACUUGCUAGAUUAGGAUCAGAUACCGUUUGGAUGUCGGGAGUAUUGGAUGAAAAUCAGUAUAUACAAAUCGAUUUCAUAGAUGAAGCCAACAUAACUGGAUUAAAGACGAGAGGAAGAGAAGACAUUCCGCAAUGGGUUACCUCUUUUAUAGUCGAGCACAGUAAUGAUGGCUCCAUUUGGCGUAAAGUCAAAGAUGAAGAUGGAAAAGAAAAAGAGUUUCCUGCUAAUUUUGAUCCUGUUUCUGUUGUUACGAAUGAAUUUUCGUCGAUUAUACGUGCACGCUAUUUAAGAAUUGUGCCCAAAACCUGGAAAAACUGGAUCAGUAUGCAAAUAGAAAUAUUAGGAUGUUAUAAUCCAUUGCCUUGUAGAGAACCGAUGGGAUUGGAUGAAGGAUACGUAAAUAUUCAUCAGAUAUCAUCUUCAUCUAAAAUGUCCGAACUAUAUUCAGCCUAUAACGGACGUUUAUCUUCUGAAAACUCAUGGGUUCCAGCAAAGUAUGACCAUGAUCAAUUCAUUCAGGUUGAUUUAUUAGAGCCAGUCAAAAUUACAGGAAUAGUUACAAAAGGUGACCCGGCUAUAAAUCAGUGGGUGACAACGUAUUUUGUAGGAUAUAGUAACGAUAGCACGGAUUGGAAUAAAGUGCAAGAUCUAAAUGGGAAAUUCAAAGAAUUCAAUGGAAACAGUAAUCCAGAUUCUGCUGUAAUAAACAUAUUCCCCAUUCCAACUAUCAGCCGAUACAUCCGACUUAUACCAAAUAAAAGGCAUCACUGGACAAGUGUUAAGUUAGAGCUCCUUGGUUGUUCCCACGAACAAGCCUGCCGAGAGCCCAUGGGAUUAGAAAAUGGUCUUGUAACUGAUGGUCAAAUCACAGCUUCGUCUUCUUACGACUAUAAAACUACUCCAAGUCAUGCACGAAUAAAUGAUAAAUCUGGAUGGCAACCGGAUAUAUUUGACAAGAAUCCCUACAUUCUGAUUGAUCUGAUGGAGCCGAGAAAUGUAAGCGCCAUUGUAACCAAGGGAAUAGCAUCUAGUAAUCAGUGGACAACAAAAUACCGCGUGCUAUCCAGUCAAGAUGGUGAAAAGUUUGUUCCAAUUGUUGAUGAUUAUGGAAAUGUAGAAGACUUGAAAGGUAACACAGACAAAGACACUCCUGUUAUAAAUGUUUUUCCUGACCUUGUAGAAGCGAGGUUUUUCAAAAUAAUUCCAUUAGAAUACCAAAACAAAAUUGGGCUGAGACUAGAACUACUUGGCUGCUAUCAUCCAUCCGUGUGUCAGUCACCUUUGGGAAUGGAGAGCGGUGACGUAUAUGAGUUCCAAAUAUCCGCUUCGUCUUUCCUAAGCCCAUCUCUAAGCCCUUCGAAUGUGCGCCUUGACAGUGACAGUGCGUGGGUCGCAAACAAAGAUGACGGCUCUCCUUUUGUUCAAGUCGAUAUGUUGAUUCCAACAAAUUUAACCGGUUUGAUGACGCGUGGCAGGAAUGAUGCUAACGCAUGGGUGAAAUCAUACACUAUUUCUUUCAGCGACGAUGGCCUUUUCUGGAAUGGUCUAAAAGAUGAACAUGGAAAUGAUAUAGAGUUUAAAGCCAACUAUGAUAGCGAUUCAACAGUUACAAACAUAUUUCCAGCUCCCAUAUUUGCUCGAUUCCUUCGUGUUAAACCAACAGACUAUGAGAAACAAAUUGGCUUAAGAUUAGAAGUUUUGGGCUGUUCUGAAGAUAAAGUUUGUAUGGAACCUAUGGGUUUGGAUAAAGGGAUGAUAGAAGAUGGCCUUAUCACAUCUUCUUCGUUCAAAUCAGACACCACGAAACCGUGGAAUGCUCGGCUGAAUAGUGAUACAUCAUGGUCAGCGGCUGUAGCUGAUGACAGUCAAUAUUUACAAAUAGACUUCAAUGAUUUAAGAAAUAUUUCUGCUGUUGUGACUAAAGGAGCUGCGGAUAAGCCAGAAUGGGUAUCAGCGUUCGAAAUCAUGUACAGUGAUGACGAAAAAAACUGGAAUUCAAUUAAGAACGGCAAUGGCCAACCAAUAACUUUUAUUGGAAAUACCGAUAAUGACUCCCCAGUUACAAAUGUCUUCCCUCACACUGUGUCUGCUCAACUCAUCCAAAUUAUUCCAAAAGAUUGGAAGGAAUGGAUCAGUUUGAGAGCAGAAAUCCUUGGCUGUUAUCAUCCAUAUGAGACCCAGACACAAACUAUUCCAUCACGUGAUUUGGUUUUGGAAGUUACGCAAUCUCCUUAUGGAGCGUCAUCUACCAUGGAAUCAGAUAAGGUUCGUGAUGAACUUGAUGAACUCCCUUACGCUUUUGCCUGUUCGAAUGGAAAAGAACUAGAGAAGUCGAUCCUUCAAGAAUCUCGAAUUGAAGCGUCUUCGUCUGUACCAGGAGGAGAUGAAUCUCGACUACCCUUUAAAACUCGGGGAUCGAAUGGACUGAAAGGGGGUUGGGUACCCAGAGUGGAGGAUAGGCAUCCAUAUUUACUCAUAGAGUUCCCACAAGAGGAGAUGCUCACUUCAGUUCACGUAAAAGGUAGAGAAGAUGAAGAUAAUUGGGUGACUUCUUUCAGAGUCAUUGCAAGUCCUGAUAAUAAAAAUUGGCUUCCAGUUUUUGGAGAAGAUGGUACAGAGGUCCUUGAAGGAAAUGAAGAUCAAGACACACCCAUACAUCACUACUUCAAACAACCAAUGAAAGCAAAAUUCAUCAAAAUUAUUCCAGAAUCAUGGCACAAAUGGCCUAGUCUUAGACUGGAUGUUCUUGUCUGCCCAUUUGAAGAAGUUCUCAGCCUGACUACGCCCGGAGUUUUAGUACUCUGUCCAGAACUGUCGCAUGAAUCAGGCCUUGCUGUGAACUGUCCAGCGUCUUGUCCUUCAGGAACAGUUUGUGAUGGCAAAGAGUGUGUGGAUCCGGUCGACUGCGUCUGCGUGCAUAAUGGAAAAAUAUAUCAAGUUAGUGAUAAAAUCAUCGACUUGGAUUGUAGAGAAUGCUUCUGCGCUCUUGGAGGCUCGUCUAAGUGUGUUGAAAAGAAGUGUCCACAGUGUUCUGAGAAUGAAAGAUCCAUCUUGAAAGAAGAUUGUUCGUGCACAUGUGAAGAAUGCGAAGCGGGUAAAGUUCUUUGCCCGACUCACCACGAGUGCAUUCCAAAGCAACGUUGGUGUGAUGGAAUUGAAGACUGUCACGACGAUGAGCUCAACUGCACAUCAACGACUAUAGAAGUUACAGCAGCUCCGACAGUGCCAACUACUCCUGCUCCACCAGGUAAAGCAACAUGCGACAUGAUGGGUAAACGAAUCAAAACUUUUGACGGACAGGACAUCACUUAUGACUCUUGCAAUCAUGUUGUCAUGAAAGACAUACGUAACGGAACUUUCAACGUAACACUGCACAAAGAGUGUGGGUAUACUGGAAAUUGCAACCACUGGUUAGAAGUGCACAACAAGCAGCGUCAUGUCAAAAUUUCUUCUAACUUGGAGGUGGAAAUGGACGGACACAACUACACAGCCUAUGUGCUAACAAAUAUGAACAGGAGACAGAGAGCCAAGAACUUUCUUGUAGAGAAGAUAGGAGACCAAGUCAUCAUCAAAUCAUUAGUGAAAGGUUAUACUUUGGUAUACGACAACAAGGGACACCUUAAAAUAGAAGUUGAGCCUUCACUGAAAAAACGUUUGGGUGGUCUCUGUGGAUUUUAUUCUGGAAAACCAGAAGACGAUCAAAAGAAACCAGAUGACCAACUUGCUUUUACGAGUAAAGAGUUUGGCAAUAGUUGGGCGUUAGAAGGUGAAGAAAAAGUAUGCCAUCCAGUGGUCUGCCCUCACGAAAUGAUGGUUAAAGCUCUUGAAGAGUGCAACAAGUUAAAAAAAGAUCCAUUCGUGGCAUGUGGUCAAGUACUCAACGUGGACAGUUUCGUAGAGUUCUGCAUGAGUUCUACUUGCGAAUGCAUAUUGCAGAAGAACAAAACAGCUGAAAAAUGCAAAUGUGAUAGCUUCCAGCCAUUUGUAGAUGAAUGCGAAGAGAAGCUGGGGCCAACUGCAGUCCGGAAUUGGAGGUUGAAACAUGCUUGCCAUUCUGAGUGUCCUCCUACCAUGGAAUGGAAUGAUUGUGGACCCUCAUGCCAACUGACAUGUGACAUAUCUUCCGAAGAUUCUCUGACCGAGUGUUCUGAGAAGUGUGUUUCGGGGUGCUUCUGUCCCCCAGGAACUGUUCUAAAUGAAGACACUUGCAUUCCACCAGACCAAUGUGCCGACAAAACAUGCCAAGGUUUUGGUGAUCCACACCUGAGAACUUUUGAUGGCAUGUUCUAUCCUUUCUUAGCUGAGGGCACAUUUUUGAUAGUUGGAGACACUGAAAAGCAGUUCACGUUGAAUGGAUUUUCCAGGCGGUGCAGUCUGUUUUCCAAAGCCACUUGUAUGACUGGUCUGCAAUUGGUUUACAAGGGGCACACUGUUACCAUCAAGAAGCACAAAGAUAUACAAUUUGACGAGGCAACCAUUCCAAUAGACCAUCUACCUAUGCAUUCUAAUGGCAUGGUCAUCUUAGGAUACCCUGGAAGGACAUUUGUCAUAGCAGUUCCUCAAAUCAGCUUAGAAGCUCGAUAUUAUGAAGACAACUCUGGUUUUGCCGUGAAAGUACCUUCCAGGCGCUAUUUCAAUAAAACUGAAGGUUUAUGUGGCAACUGCAACGGAAAGAAAGAUGAUGAGACAGGAGGUAAACCACUCAGUGAAUAUGUAUGCAAUUUCCAAACAGAAGGGGAUAUAGACGACUGCAAAAAAUCUCUGGACGAACUGCCAGAAAUAACCGAGACCAAUCCCUUGUGCCAAAAACUAGAAGAUCCCGUCUUCGAGGCUUGCCAUCCUCUGUUAGAUCUCGAGGUCUACUUGGAUGCUUGCAGCUUUGACGCCAUUCACAGCGGGAAAGCCUUGGAAGCUCUCUGCAAAACUGCAAUGGAAUACACUCGCGAGUGCUGUCAAAUGGGCAUAGCCAUAAACAGUUGGCCCGAUGCACUCGGUUGUGAUAUGAAAUGUCCGGAAAAUCUACAGUACGAACAGUGCCACAAAGGAUGUCCUCAAACCUGUGCCAGUUUGAAAAAUUCUUCAGAAGAUUCCUUGUGCCACCAACUUAAGACAGAUGGCUGUUUCUGUCCAGCUGGAAAAAUUCUCGAUGGCGAAAUAUGUGUUGAUCCCAUCUCUUGUGAAACCUGCGACGACGAAGGACAUGUGCCAGGUGACAGGUGGAAAGAUGGAAACUGUAAGACUUGCGAAUGUAAUGUGGAACUCAAGAUUUCUUGUUCUGAGGAAGUUUGUCCUGAAAAUCCAAUAUGCUCUGAGAACGAGGCUUUAGUCGAAAUUGAAAUUGAAUUCGAAGAAUCAUCUUGCUGCAAGCGCUAUUUGUGUGCUCCUAAAAAGGAAGAUUGUCCUUCUCCUAAAAUUCCAGAUUGUCCAAAUGGUGAAGUAGCGAAAAUGCACACACGCCAAACAAAAUGUCCAGAAUUCGAAUGUGAAUGUGAGCCAGCUCUGUGUGGAGACGUCAUAUGGCCAUCAGAUUUAGAAGUCGGUCAAUACGUUAAGAAGAUAGAUGGUCUUUGCUGUCCAAAAAUACAGGUUGCCUGCAAUUCCAGUUCUUGUCCGAAGAGGCCAGCUUGUCAGCCAGGAACAGAGCUUACUGAACUGAAGGGAGAGUGUUGCAGCACCUUCAAAUGCAAACCUCUGGAAGAUGUAUGCAUUUACCUUCAUCACUUUGAAAUAGCUGAAGGCGUGGAAAAAUAUAUUGAAUCGGAAGAGUCUGAUCCAGUGCUUUAUAAAUCUGGUGAGGAAUGGCAAGACGGUUUGUGUGAGAAGUGCAAGUGCGAAGGGACCAAGGGACAACACUUUUCCAAUUGCAUCAAGGAGACCUGUCCAGAUCCAUCCUCCUUACCCGAUUCUGAAAACUAUGUUAUCGAAGGGAAAAUAAUUCCGGGAAAAUGUUGUAAAGAAUUCAUUCGAGUCAUGUGUAUAGACAAAGAUGGCAAUGCAUUCAGGGCAGGGGAGGUAUGGAAUGAUGAGGAGGACCCCUGCAUCACCUAUACUUGCGAACACACAGAUUUGGGUGACGUGCAAAUAACAAAAAACAAGAUGGCUUGCGCAGAAUGUCCAAAGAAUUCUGAAUUGAUUCCACCAUCAAAGUUUCUUGGUCAGUGCUGUGGAAUAUGUCACGUGACCAAAUGCGAGGACGAUGAUCAAUUGCAUGACAUAGGCGAUACUUGGACCAGCGAGGAACAUAAAUGCAGAGUGGCUGAAUGCGUAAAAGAAUUCGGAUCUGUGAAGACUGUCUACACGAAGAAAUCGUGUCCCAUCAUUCCAAGGGACUGUCCAAAAAACAAAAUUGUACUGGAUGAAAGUGGAUGCUGUGAAGUUUGUAACCUUACAAGUGAAAUCGGUUGUAACUCUGGACCAAUACCAGAAGAAGAAACGAUUGGAUUCUUCACAUUUUCUGACAGAAGUCGUGGUGGUAUUUGCGUAAACGACAAGCCUGUUCCAAAUUUGCUAAAAUGUUCUGGAGCCUGCCAUUCGCAGUCAUACUACUCUCUUGAGGAUGGCGAUUUCAAAGAUUCUUGCAAAUGCUGCAAAGUCAAUGUCACUGUCAAUAGACCAAUUGAGCUCAGGUGUCCGGACGGAAGCCGAAUCAAGAAGACGUUCCUCCAGCCGGAGACAUGCCAAUGCUCCAAAUGCACUCCAAAAGAUCCAAAAACAGGGGAUGUGAAAACGAUUGACUUUACGAAAGCAAACCGGUGGUCACAAUCUUCGUUGGAAGAUGAAGAACCGUUUGGCCAGCAGGUGGAACAAGAAUACGAUCGUUUAGGAAUAUUUGGUGGACAACAGCAGGAAGAAGACGACAAUUUCAGUUUUGACCAAACACAGCAACAGCAACAUAAUUUCGAAUUUUCACAGCAGCAGCAGGAAGAUGUUGACUUUUCUCGAUCAAAUCCACUCUAUCAAAAUGAAGAACAAAGACGACAUCAGGACUUGUUCGACAUAAAUCAAGUGCAGCAAGAAGACUACGAUGACAUUUAGCUAAAACUUUGAAGACAUGUCUAAAUUUUGCAUUGUCUAUAGAAUCAUCUAAAAAUGAGUUAGAUGGCAUGCUUUUUAUUAGAAGAUUAUUUGUGAUACUUGUAAAUUAUUUUGUUACAAAAGUUCAUCGACAAAUAAAAUAAGAAACACUAA